Messenger RNA from Yamadazyma tenuis ATCC 10573, 2556 nucleotides. RefSeq lists its product as uncharacterized. The record is from RefSeq and is a predicted model, not a curated record. Lineage: Eukaryota; Fungi; Ascomycota; Pichiomycetes; Serinales; Debaryomycetaceae. Gene Ontology annotation, biological process: carbohydrate metabolic process; glycoprotein catabolic process. Gene Ontology annotation, molecular function: beta-mannosidase activity.
AUGCAAUCUUAUACUCUCAAGAACUGGAGCUACCGCCAAGCGGGUACUGAUACUUGGAAACCGGCCCGUAAGGACCUUGAAACCACCGAAAUCCACCCGGACUUAUUUGCCAACGGUGAGAUUGUUGAUCCGUUUGUCGAUGAUAAUGAAAAGUCCCUUCAGUGGAUAGGAGAGAAAGAUUGGGAAUACAAGGCCAGUUUCGAUGUUACCGAUAAAACCGCCUCCAAUCACUUGCUAAUAUUCGAAGGGCUUGACACUUUUGCCGACGUGUUUUUGAAUGGCCACAAGAUCCUCUCCACCGAAAGUAUGUUUGUCCAGUACCAGAAGCAGGUCAAACAGUAUGUGCAAUUGGACGGCCCCAAUGAGCUCCGGAUCGUGUUUAGAGCGGCGUUGUUGGUUGCUCGGGAGUUGGAAAAGAAAACUUUCAAGGCCAAAGGAUUCAAUGGUGAGUCCAGCCGGAUGCAAAUUAGAAAGGCUCAGUACCACUACGGAUGGGACUGGGGACCACUUUUCAUGACCUGUGGGCCCUACCGGCCCGUACGUUUUGUGUCAUACAACCUGAGAAUCGAAGACAUGUAUGCCAAAGUAUCGGUGGCUAAAGACCUGGCGCUGGUGGAUUUUCAGGUGCUGUUGGACGUUACCGGCCCGUCAGUGUUGGAGCUCUCAGUGAAAUCUCCCGAUGGACAUGAGGUCCACCACUCGAAACAAGAUGCGGUUUCGGGAGACAAUAGCAUCCGCUUUUCUCUCCAAAACCCCCAACUUUGGUUCCCGUUCAGCCACGGAACCCCCCAUCUUUAUGACUUUACCGUCAGUCUCAAGUCGCAGCAAGGUUUGGAAACGGUCACCAAACGCAUUGGACUCAGAAAAGUCGAGUUGGUCCAAGAACCCUUCAAGGACCAACCUGGUACCAGCUUCUACUUCAAGGUCAACGACGUGCCCGUGUAUUCCUCGGGGUCCAACUGGAUCCCAGCCCAUUCCUUCCAAACAUGUCUCACCAAACGCGACUACGAGGAAUGGCUCCAGCUCAUGGUGGACGGCAACCAAAACAUGAUCCGGGUAUGGGGAGGCGGCUACUACGAGCAGGAGGUGUUCUACACCGAAUGUGACCGGCUUGGGAUUCUCGUGUGGCAGGAUUUCAUGUUUGCGUGUGGACAGUAUCCUGCGUACCCCGAGUAUAUUAAGCUUGUAUCCGAUGAGGUGGAAACCCAGCUCAAACGACUCAGAAACUACUGCUCAUUAGUGCUCUUUGCUGGGAACAAUGAGGACUAUCAGGUGGCUGAACAGGUUGGACUUGAAUGGGAUAAAAGCGACACUUCGGGCCAUUACGAGCACACCAACUUCCCGGCCAGAACUCUCUACGAAGGAGUAUUCCCCAAGCUUGUCAGUAAGUUUUACCCCGAGGUUCCCUAUCAUCCCGGUAGUCCUUGGGGCGGACAGGAUACUGCUGAUGCCACCAUCGGAGAUAUUCACCAGUGGAACGUUUGGCACGGCAGUCAAGAAAAGUAUCAGGAUUGGUACAAGUUGGGAGGCCGUUUUGUGUCGGAGUUCGGUAUGGAGGCCUUACCAUCCCGGAAAACCUAUGAGGCAUGUAUCACCGACAAAAGUGAAUUAUAUCCUCAGUCGUACCUUGUGGACUUCCAUAACCGUUCGGAUGGAUUUGAAAGACGGUUGGCCCUCUAUGUGAUUGAAAAUAUCAAAGUGGAAGGGCUUGAUUUUGACUCAUGGAUCUAUGCUACCCAGCUCAUGCAAGCCGAGUGCCUUGGAUACGCGUACCGGUGCUGGCGUCGGGAAUGGCGUGGUGAUGGCAGACGGUACUCGGGUGGGGCCAUAGUGUGGCAGAUCAAUGACUGUUGGCCAGUGGCUUCCUGGGCUAUUGUGGACCACUUCAAACGGCCCAAGUUGGCGUACUACUCGGUCAGAAGAGAAAGCCGGCCGGUGGGAGUGGGUAUGUACCGAAACGAAUCAAAAGACCCGGAUCCGGUUCUUGAUAUCCCUGAUCAGGAAGGUGCUCCUUUCGAUUAUAGACCAGUGCAUUUGGCAGUGGAUAUCUGGGGAGUCAACUCCAGUUUGAAAGAUGUGAAGGGAACCCUUAAGGUGGAUGCGUACAAUGUCUCCACUGGAGAACGGGUCGGUGGCUUGGACGACCAACUGGUGGUGUUGAAGGCUAACCAGACGUCUGAGUUUGUAAAGAACAUGAAGAUUUCCAACAAAAUUCCGGUUGUGGUGUAUUCUCGGGUGGUGGAUGAGGAGGGAGGUAUUGUUGCCAGCGCUGGAGACUGGCCACAGCCGCUUAAGUACCUUAAGUUUCCCGACAGAAAGGUUGAGAUUGUGGUUGAGAAGGAUCAGGUGGUUUUGACUGUAAAUAAGCCCGUUAAGGGAGUUGAACUUAGUCUUGAGUCUGACUUGUUUAUUGAUGAUAAUGGCUUCGACUUGUUUCCAGGCGACUCAAAGGUGGUGAAGAUCAAAGGCUUGAAAAGCACCGAUUCAGUGAAGGUGCACUAUUAUCAGAAACAAUGAUGUGGACAAAGUUUAUAGUUUGAUUAUAUGUUUGAUUCG